UACUAUUGGACAAAUCAACCGUCUGUUUGAUAGAUCCGCGGUCCGUUGGUCAAUGUUGCUCGGCGGUUGCUGGGGACCGCCUACGAGCUCUCCCAUAGGCGGCGCAGGAGUACUGGGCUCGGCGGGGGACACGGCGGCCGCUGCGGGCCUCGAUCGGGCAACGGUGAUAGCGGUGGCGGCGGUGGCGACUGGUCCUCCUCCUUCACCCGACUGCACCUCCUUUUCUUCCUCUUCCUUUUCUUUCCGGCCGCGUUUCGUCCACUUCCCCUCAAGGCGGCCCCUAUCCUACGUAAAGGCAUGACUUUCCAGCACCUCAGGGAAAAUAGGGUGCAAGCCCAGAAACUAUUUCCACACCACCACUUGUUGAAAAACUGAUUCGAAGGCAUCUCCGGGUUUGAACAAACUGAAAGUGCCAGGAUUUCAUGCGUCUUUGGUUUUGCGCUGGAGACCCUUCGCUACUAGGUAUCAAGACGAAAAAAACUGGAAACUAAUCUGAACCCUAUUCAAAGUCAGAAUGGAAAGAUUUGUAGUGACAGCACCACCUGCUCGAAACCGUUCUAAGACUGCUUUGUACGUGACUCCCCUGGAUCGAGUCACUGAGUUUGGAGGUGAGCUGCACGAAGAUGGAGGAAAACUCUUCUGCACUUCUUGCAAUGUGGUUCUGAAUCACGUUCGCAAGUCUGCCAUUAGUGACCACCUCAAGUCAAAGACUCAUACCAAGAGGAAGGCAGAAUUUGAAGAGCAGAAUGUGAGAAAGAAGCAGAGGCCUCUAACUGCAUCGCUUCAGUGCAACAGUACUGCGCAAACAGAGAAAGUCAGUGUUAUCCAGGACUUUGUGAAAAUGUGCCUGGAAGCCAACAUCCCACUUGAGAAGGCUGAUCACCCAGCAGUCCGUGCUUUCCUGUCUCGCCAUGUGAAGAAUGGAGGCUCCAUACCCAAGUCAGACCAACUGAGGAGAGCAUAUCUGCCUGAUGGAUAUGAGAAUGAGAAUCAGCUCCUUAACUCACAAGAUUGUUGACAAGGAGGUUACCACCAUUGUGAUCAAGAUAAAUAAUGUGGAGUAUUAAAGUUAUGUGUUGAUUGUGUGGUUCAUUUUUAUAUUUAUUUCAUUUUAAAUCAUGUGAUGCAGAAUAGUUUUGCAAUGUAUAUAUAGUUGCAGGCAAAAAAAAAGAAGAAAACAUAAAAAAAAAGAAACCUCACUGCAAAACAUAUUGUUAAUUUUAGUCACCAAUGGUGUAAAGCAAAACUUAGGGUUUAGAGUGUGCUAGGAUACCUGAAACCUGAUGGUUAUCUUUAAAAUUGAUGGUUUUUCUCCUGAAAUGUUUGUGCAUGGAAGAACUGCCCUGCUUUUUAACCCCAUCGCCAUGUAUGAUUAUUCCUUGUGAGAUUACCUAAUUACUUGGAUUGAAGACUAGCCUAGGAAAUUGAAGCUGCUGCCAGGCAAUACCACUCAUAGUAACUUAAAGGAAUUAUUUCUGAUUAGAGGAUCCUCAAAAAGGAAGGGAUAGUGGGAAACUAUUCUUAUAUCUUCAGAUUCCUAGCAGAAAAUGAUUGUUUAUUUCAGACUAUGCUUUACUCGUAUAUGAUGUAGUUAACUAUCUUUCAGUUCCUCACUGUCUUUUCUCCGUUUAUUUUUUUAAGGCUUAUUGUACUAUUUAGUAGCAGCUUCAAGUGACCAAAAGACUAAAAUCUUUUAAUUAAGUCAGUGCCAAAAGCCACCGGGAAUUUUGCAGUGACACGAUUUUAGUCUCGUACUAUAAACACAAAUUUUCGAACCAUAGCUUUCAUUUCAAGCAUCAUCUUGAAUAUGCAAACUUUUUUUUUAUGUCAUGGUGUUAAAAGACUUCAAGAUUGGCAUUUUAAUUUAAACAGGUAGACGUUUUACGAUUGAGUUUCCUGUUUUUACAGAGAAAUUAGUAAUUACUUUUUGGCUGACAGAUCAGAUGAUAAGGAAAUUACUUUUUAUGCAUUAAUUUUUCCACAAGAUUUUAUAAGAGUUUAUUUAGAUAGACUAGAAACAAGUUUACUUACUUUCACUUUUAUGUGCUUUGCCUCUGGUGGUAUAAGGUUUUUAAACAUAGAUGGUAAACCAUUGUCCAAAAAUACUGGCAAGAUUUUUGUAAUGGAGAUCUGGCAGUAUCCUGCAUAACUGAUUGGGUGAGGAAAUAAUCAAUUCUGUUAAAGGUCAACCAUGUUCAGGAAAUGAUCUCUAUCUGAAUUCCACUAUCCUGUAAGGUUAUUAAAGUGGCUUAGCCCAGGUAUGUCCUCUUUGUUGGAUACCCAAAUUAUAUUUUUUAAAAAUUAAACAUCUGAAAACUUGGAGUAGAGCUUUAAAAAGUCUUCAAGUCUUUGAAAACAUUCAAGUUAAAAAUCUUUAUAAAGUAUAUUUCUAUUACAAAGCACUGACGAAAGAUGCCCUAUGUGACUUGGAGUUAUCUUUGAGGUCAUUUUACCACAAGUCUUCAUUAAAAAACAGCCAAAGUGAAUAAGAAAAAGAUUAGAUAUUAUGUUUUUCAGAAUCAGCUUUCCAUGUCUAAGUUUUUUGGUGGACUUAAGUUCCUAGUAUGAGGUGUCAAAGUGCCCAUCUUAUUUUAGAUUUUAUGUGGGCUUUUUUGUUGUUGUUUUCGUUUUUAAAUAAGUCGGCCACC
Kogia breviceps (pygmy sperm whale) is the source of this 2648-nucleotide messenger RNA. It is a transcript of the gene CGGBP1, whose product is annotated as CGG triplet repeat binding protein 1. The record is from RefSeq and is a predicted model, not a curated record. Gene Ontology annotation, biological process: regulation of transcription by RNA polymerase II. Gene Ontology annotation, molecular function: double-stranded DNA binding. Lineage: Eukaryota; Metazoa; Chordata; Mammalia; Artiodactyla; Physeteridae. Gene Ontology annotation, cellular component: nucleus.